Molecule: messenger RNA, 868 nt
Organism: Calypte anna (Anna's hummingbird)
Lineage: Eukaryota; Metazoa; Chordata; Aves; Apodiformes; Trochilidae
Gene: GFER
Product: growth factor, augmenter of liver regeneration
Exons: 3
Coding region: 120-704 (194 amino acids)
Biological process (GO): liver development
Cellular component (GO): mitochondrion
Molecular function (GO): flavin-dependent sulfhydryl oxidase activity; flavin adenine dinucleotide binding
Source: RefSeq, a predicted model, not a curated record
UCCUGCCCGGGGGUACAGCGAAGCCCUCGCCGGUGCCGGUGCCGGUGCCCGCCUGAGGGAAGCGGCUCCGGUUCAAAUGGCGGCCCCCGCCCCCGCCCGUGCUGCACCGCGGCCCCAAGAUGGCGGCGCCCGGGGAGGGGCGGGCGGGACGCGGAGCUUCGGGGUUCCCGGGCACCGAGAGCGGUUCUUUCCCUUUUCCCUUCCCCGUCCCGCACGGAGCCGCGGGCUCCGGGGCGGAGGAGCCGUCCAAGAAGCCGUGUCGAGCAUGCACGGAUUUCAAGAGCUGGCUCCGGGAGCAGAGGAAGCACACGGCCCCGGGCGGCGGGGACCCAGCGGUGGUGGAGGAGGUGACAGAGCCACCCCCAGAGUGUCCCCUGGACAGCGAGCAGCUGGGCCGCAGCACCUGGGCCUUCCUGCACACCAUGGCUGCCUACUACCCCAACCACCCUACUGCUGCCCAGCAGAAGGAGAUGAAGGACUUCAUCAACCUCUUCUCCAAGUUCUACCCCUGCGAGCACUGCGCUGAGGAUCUGAGGGAAAGGUUACGUACAAACCAACCUGACACUAGCAACAGAAAUAACUUCUCCCAGUGGUUGUGUCUUCUUCAUAAUGAAGUGAACAGGAAACUGGGGAAAUCUGAAUUUGACUGCUCCCGGGUGGCUGAGCGCUGGCGGGAUGGUUGGAAGGAUGGGAGUUGUGAUUAAUCCCCAGGGAAUGCUCUGGAAAGCUCAGAGACUGCUCCAGCCUGGGGCUGGCUCGCUGCAGGGAGAUGUGUGAGGCAAUAACUGUGUGUGUGUGCUCCUGUGCAUGGCUGCUGGGAAUAAAGGUAAACCCAUUCUGGCAGUAAAUUAAAAAAAAUCUUACAGUA